CAGAGAGAUCGGCAGAGAGACCGGAGAGGAGAGCAGGAGGUUUUGUGGAGUAACCAGGACGCUCAGCGGAGGACGGAGUGCGUUAUUCUCGGGAAUAACCGCCACUGCGCUGAUCUCCAACUCCCUGAUCCCCCGUCAGACAUGUCCUCGUCUGGAAAAGACACCAGCGGCGCCCAGCACGCCAACUAUGUGGGACCUUACCGCCUGGAGAAGACGCUGGGGAAAGGACAGACAGGUCUGGUCAAGCUGGGAGUCCACUGUGUCACAUGCCAGAAAGUGGCCAUAAAGAUUGUGAACCGGGAGAAGCUCAGCGAGUCAGUACUAAUGAAGGUGGAACGAGAGAUUGCCAUCCUGAAGCUGAUCGAGCACCCUCACGUCCUGAAGCUGCACGACGUCUACGAGAACAAGAAGUACCUGUACCUGGUGCUGGAGCACGUGUCUGGCGGGGAGCUGUUUGACUACCUGGUGAAGAAGGGCCGGCUGACGCCGAAAGAGGCCCGCAAGUUCUUCAGACAAAUCAUCUCUGCGCUGGACUUCUGCCACAGUCACUCCAUAUGCCACCGCGACCUGAAGCCGGAGAACCUCCUGCUGGAUGAGAAGAACAAUAUCAGGAUAGCGGACUUCGGCAUGGCUUCCCUGCAGGUCGGAGACAGCCUAUUGGAGACCAGCUGCGGAUCUCCACAUUAUGCCUGUCCAGAAGUCAUCAGGGGAGAGAAGUACGAUGGGAGGAGAGCCGACGUGUGGAGCUGUGGAGUGAUUCUCUUUGCCCUGCUCGUGUUAGAGAAGAUCCAGAAACACACGUGGUAUAUCGGCGGCAAGAACGAGCCGGAGCCGGAGCAGCCGGCGCCCCGGAGGGUGGCGAUCCGCAACCUGCCGUCGGCGGACGACGUGGACCCCGACGUCCUGGACAGCAUGCACUCACUGGGCUGCUUCAGGGACAAGAACAAGCUGCUCAAGGACCUGCUCUCCGACGAGGACAACCAGGAGAAGAUGAUCUACUUCCUGCUCCUGGACAGGAAGGAGCGCUACCCGAGCCAGGAGGACCAGAACCUGCCGCCCAGGAACGAGAUCGACCCCCCUAAGAAGCGCGUGGACUCCCCCAUGCUGAACCGGCACGGCAAGCGGCGGCCGGAGAGGAAGAGCAUGGAGGUGCUGAGCGUGACGGACGGUGGGUCCCCGGUGCCCGCCCGGAGGGCCAUCGACAUGACCCAGCACGGACAGAGUAAAUCAGUGUACAGUAAGAGCUUGGAUAUACCUGACGGCAUUACAAAACGCAGCCGAGAGGAAAGGUCAAGAUCUAUCAGUGGAGCCUCCUCUGGACUGUCUACCAGCCCACUCAGUAGCCCGCGGCCCGUCAGAAAGUUCUGCGUCCCCCCCCAGUCCCCGGACCUGUCCCCGUCCCCCACCUCCUCCAGCCCCUUCCUGUCCCCGGACGCCCCCCUCAGCCCCCACCCCGCCACCCCCAACUCCCUCAGUCCCAGCGCCGAGCCGCUCCCCUCCGCCCUCAACAAGACCCAGACCCUCCCCUCCAAGCCCAGCCUGGGCCCCCCAGCCCCUCCCACUCCCCUCCAGGCCGCCCGCUCCAACCCCCUCCCCGAGGAGCCAGACGCCCCCCCUGCCGCCAGGCCCGAGCCCCCCAGCCCCUCCCACUCGCCCUCCCAACCCCCCCCCUCUAUCUCCGUGGCCCCGCCCACCACACCAUCCGUGCCCACCCUGAUCCCCACCACCCCCACCACGCCAACCAUGCCCACCACGCCCAUCACGCCCCGCUCCCCCAUCCGCCUGCACCACUUCCACCCGCUGCCGCCCUCCACCUCCUCCUCCUCCUCCACCUCCUCCCCCGCCGCUGACCAGCCGCCCAAAUCUAUCCCCCUCAUCCAGGUGACCCCCCACCCCUCCCCCCGGGGCAGCCCCCUCCCCACCCCCAAGGGCACGCCGGUGCACACGCCCAAGGACAGCCCGGCGGGCACGCCCACGCCCACGCCCCCGCCCAGCCCGUCCAUCGGGGGCAUGCCCUGGAGGACGCGCCUCAACUCCAUCAAGAACAGCUUCCUGGGCUCGCCGCGCUUCCACCGCAGGAAGCUACAAGUUCCCACACAAGAGGAGAUGUCCAGCCUCACCCCAGAGUCGUCUCCAGAACUCGCCAAAAAGUCCUGGUUUGGGAACUUCAUCAGCCUGGAGAAGGAGGAGCAGAUCUUCAUCGUCAUCAAAGACAAACCUCUGAGCUCCAUCAAGGCUGACAUCGUACACGCCUUCCUCUCUAUCCCCAGCCUGAGCCACAGCGUCAUCUCCCAGACCAGUUUCCGGGCGGAGUACAAGUCUGCAGCGGGGCCGGCCGUCUUCCAGAAGCCCGUCAAGUUCCAGGUGGACAUCAGCUACACCGAGAGCACCGGCGCCACCAAGGAGAACGGCAUCUACUCCGUCAGCUUCACCCUGCUCUCAGGACCCAGCCGGCGUUUUAAGCGGGUGGUGGAGACGAUUCAGAGCCAGUUGUUAAGCACACACGACCAGCCAGCGGUACAGCAGCUGUGCGGUAUCAUCCAGAAAAGCUACUAAGCCCCUCCUACUUCUCCUCCUCCUGCUGCUGCUGCUCCUCCUUCUCCUCCUGCUGCU
Gadus chalcogrammus (walleye pollock) is the source of this 2613-nucleotide messenger RNA. It is a transcript of the gene brsk2a, whose product is annotated as BR serine/threonine kinase 2a. Gene Ontology annotation, molecular function: ATP binding; protein serine/threonine kinase activity; tau-protein kinase activity. The record is from RefSeq and is a predicted model, not a curated record. The transcript is spliced from 20 exons. Gene Ontology annotation, biological process: protein phosphorylation; microtubule cytoskeleton organization; intracellular signal transduction. Bases 142 to 2556 code for a protein of 804 amino acids. Gene Ontology annotation, cellular component: cytoplasm. NCBI's taxonomy places the organism in Eukaryota, Metazoa, Chordata, Actinopteri, Gadiformes, Gadidae.